AUGAGGCCGCGGCCCGACGGUCGGGGGCUCCGGGUAGGAGCGGCGCUGUCGCCCGCGAUGCUGCUGCUGCUGCUGCUGAUGCCGCCGCCGCCGCCGGGACCCCUGUGGGCGGCGGGCACGCCUGCGCCCUCGGCGUACGGGGCUGCGCAGAACGGCGCGCCGGGCGCGGGCCGCGUGAAGCGCGGCUGGGUGUGGAACCAGUUCUUCGUGGUGGAGGAGUACACGGGCACCGAGCCCCUGUACGUGGGCAAGAUCCACUCGGACUCAGACGAGGGUGACGGGGCCAUCAAGUACACCAUCUCAGGCGAGGGCGCUGGUACCAUCUUCCUGAUCGAUGAGCUGACGGGCGACAUCCACGCCAUGGAGCGCCUGGACCGGGAACAGAAAACCUUCUACACGCUGCGGGCUCAAGCUCGGGACCGCGCCACCAACCGCCUGCUGGAGCCUGAGUCGGAGUUCAUCAUCAAGGUGCAGGACAUCAACGACAGCGAGCCCCGCUUCCUGCACGGCCCCUACAUCGGCAGCGUGGCCGAGCUCUCACCCACAGGCACGUCGGUGAUGCAGGUGAUGGCCUCGGAUGCGGAUGACCCCACGUACGGCAGCAGCGCUCGACUGGUGUACAGCGUGCUGGAUGGCGAGCGCCACUUCACCGUGGACCCCAAGACCGGCGUGAUCCGGACGGCCGUGCCUGACCUUGACCGCGAGAGCCAGGAGCGCUACGAGGUGGUGAUCCAGGCCACAGACAUGGCGGGCCAGCUGGGCGGCCUCUCCGGCUCCACAACUGUCACCAUCGUGGUCACCGACGUCAACGACAACCCUCCCCGGUUCCCGCAGAAGAUGUACCAGUUCAGCAUUCAGGAGUCGGCCCCCAUCGGCACAGCUGUGGGACGCGUGAAGGCCGAGGACUCAGACGUGGGUGAAAACACAGACAUGACUUACCACCUCAGGGAGGAGAGCGGCAGCGGUGGCCAUGUGUUCAAGGUCACCACAGACAGCGACACUCAGGAGGCCAUCAUCGUAGUGCAGAAGCGCCUGGACUUCGAGUCCCAGCCCGUGCACACCGUGGUCCUGGAGGCGCUCAACAAGUUCGUGGAUCCCCGCUUCGCUGACCUGGGCACGUUCCGCGACCAGGCGAUCGUGCGUGUGGCCGUGACCGACGUGGACGAGCCCCCCGAGUUCCAGCAGCCCUCCGGCCUCCUGGAGGUACAGGAGGACGCGCAGGUGGGCUCCCUGGUCGUCGUGGUGACGGCGCGGGACCCCGACGCCGCCAACCGGCCCGUCCGGUACGCCAUUGACCGUGACUCAGAUUUGGACCAGAUUUUUGAUAUCGAUGCGGACACGGGCGCCAUCGUAACCGGCAAGGGGCUGGACCGAGAGACUGCCGGCUGGCACAACAUCACCGUGCUGGCCAUGGAGGCGGACAAUCAUGCCCAGCUAUCCCGGGCAUCCCUAAGGAUCCGAAUCCUGGAUGUGAACGACAAUCCCCCAGAGCUGGCCACACCCUACGAGGCAGACGUGUGUGAGGAUGCCGAGCCAGGCCAGCUCAUCCAGACCAUCAGUGUGGUAGACAGAGACGAGCCCCAGGGCGGGCACCGCUUCUACUUCCGCCUGGUGCCCGAAGCUCCCAGCAGCCCUCAUUUCUCUCUGCUCAACAUCCAAGCAGACAAUACAGCCGCGGUGCACACGCAGCACAUGGGCUUCAACCGGCAGGAGCAGGACGUGUUCUUCCUGCCCAUCCUGGUGGUGGACAGUGGGCCGCCCACGCUGAGCAGCACGGGGACGCUCACCAUCCGCAUCUGUGGCUGCGACAGCUCCGGCGCCAUCCAGUCCUGCAACACCACGGCCUUUGUCGUGGCCACCUCCCUCAGCCCUGGAGCCCUCAUCGCCCUCUUGGUCUGUGUCCUCAUCCUGGUCGUGCUGGUGCUGCUGAUACUCACCCUCAGGCGCCACCACAAGAGCCACCUGAGCGCGGACGAGGACGAGGACAUGCGGGACAACGUCAUCAAAUACAACGACGAGGGGGGCGGCGAGCAGGACACCGAAGCCUACGACAUGUCGGCACUGCGAAGCCUCUACGACUUCGGCGAGCUCAAGAGCGGCGGCGACGGCGGCGGCGGCGGCGGCAGCGGCGUGGGCCCGGGCGGGGGCCCGGGGAGCCCCCCGCAGGCCCGUCUGCCUUCGGAGCACCACUCGCUGCCGCAGGGGCCGCCGAGCCCCGAGCCGGACUUCUCGGUGUUCAGGGACUUUAUCAGCCGCAAGGUGGCGCUGGCGGACGGGGACCUGUCGGUGCCGCCCUACGACGCCUUCCAGACCUACGCCUUCGAGGGCGCGGACUCGCCAGCCGCCUCGCUCAGCUCGCUGCACAGCGGCUCGUCGGGCUCCGAGCAGGACUUUGCCUAUCUCAACAGCUGGGGUCCCCGCUUCCGGCCCCUGGCCGCCCUCUACGCCGGCCACCGCCCAGAAGGCGAGGCCCCGGCCUCCUAGCCCGCCCUCCCUGCAGCCCAGGACCCAACUGGACCCCAGGACAAAGCACGUCCCCUGCUCACCCCCUUCCCCCAACCCUCCCAGGGCGGCGGGACAGGAGGGGGACCUUGUGCGGGCAGCGGACUCCCCGACGGCAUCCCUCCCCUGGGGGGGGGCGGGGGGGCGGGGGGGUUGGGCAGCUUUUGCCCAGAAGUGCGGGAAUUAUGACCAACAUCAUUAAAACUGCAGCGAGAACGGGCACUGCGUGGCUCUGGGGUUAGACAGGGAGAGAGGGUGGUGUGGAGCCCUCCUGGCUUAGGGGAGAAGCUGGGGGGAGGAUGCUGCAGAAGUGCCAGCCCAGGAAUGCCCCAUCAGAGUUAAGAGGAAAGAAGGGCUGUUCAUUUACUAAGCGCCUACUGUGUGCUGGGCCUGUACAAAGACCAUCUUAGUCAUCACACAAACCUUGAGCUGGGGCCCUGCAGGUAACAGUUGGAGAAAGCCACCCAGAGAAGUGGCUGGGACCUGUCCAAGGACACCUUGCCAGUGUACCGUGGAGCCACAGCACUUACCGGCUACCUGGCCUUGGGCAAGUUACCUCUCUUCUCUGGGCCUCAGUUUCCUCCUGUGUCAAACGAGGCAAAUAGCAGAACCUACCUCGAAGAGUCUUGAGGAUAAAAAGGCUUCAUGUGUGUCAAGUGGUUAGGACAGUGCCUGGCACAUAGUAGGUGCUCAAUAAAUGUUAGCCUUUGAUACUGUUA
Lagenorhynchus albirostris (white-beaked dolphin) is the source of this 3221-nucleotide messenger RNA. RefSeq names its product cadherin 22 (gene CDH22). Gene Ontology annotation, molecular function: calcium ion binding; cadherin binding. The record is from RefSeq and is a predicted model, not a curated record. The transcript has 11 exons. Bases 1 to 2484 code for a protein of 827 amino acids. Lineage: Eukaryota; Metazoa; Chordata; Mammalia; Artiodactyla; Delphinidae. Gene Ontology annotation, cellular component: adherens junction; catenin complex; plasma membrane. Gene Ontology annotation, biological process: homophilic cell-cell adhesion; cell morphogenesis; calcium-dependent cell-cell adhesion.